CUUGCAGGGAAAGUGGAGCUCCACGGGAAGCAGCUGGAAAUCGAACACUCGGUGCCCAAAAAGCAAAGGAGCCGGAAAAUCCAGAUCCGGAACAUCCCGCCCCAGCUGCGAUGGGAGGUUUUGGAUGGGCUGCUGGCCCAGUACGGCACCGUGGAGAACUGUGAGCAAGUGAACACGGACAGCGACACCGCCGUGGUGAACGUCACCUACGCCAGCCGCGAGCAGACCCGCCAGGAUCGACAUUCCUUCCUUCAUUUGGGAUUUGGGGCAGGCUGGGAUCUCUGGGUCUCCCCCAAACCCCGCUGUGUUUUUAGGAUCGACGUGCACCGCAAGGAGAACGCGGGCGCGGCAGAAAAAGCCAUCAGCAUCCACUCCACGGCUGAGGGCUGCUCGGCCGCCUGCAGGAUGAUCCUGGACAUCAUGAACAAGGAGGCCAAGGACACCAAGACUUCCCAUAAUCCCUCCUUUUGGCCCUGCCCGUGCCGCUGUCCCCAUUCCCUGAGGUCUGUCCCCUGUCCCUGUCCCUGUCCCAGGCUGCAGGAGCUGACCCUGUACAACCCCGAGCGCACCAUCACGGUGAAGGGCUCGGCCGAGAGCUGCUGCCGCGCCGAGCAGGAGAUCAUGCGCCGCGUGCGCGAGGCCUACGAGAACGACGUGGCGGCCAUGAGCCUGCAGUCCCACCUGAUCCCAGGUCUCAACCUGGCCGCUGUCGGGCCCCUCUGGGAGUUGGCCCCAGACAGUGGCCCCGCCCCUCCCGGUGACCCCGGUGCCCCGUUCCCGCAGCCCCCCGAGCAGGAGACGGUGCACGUGUUCGUCCCGGCGCAGGCCGUGGGCGCGCUCAUCGGCAGGAAGGGGCAGCACAUCAAGCAGCUCUCGCGCUUCGCCAGCGCCUCCAUCAAGGUGGGCACGGCCGGGGGCGCGGGCACCGCCGGCGCCGUCGUCACCCUGGCACCCUGGCACCCCCGUCUCCCUGCUCAGGGCAGGAUUUACGGGAAGCUGAAGGAGGAGAAUUUCUUCGGGCCCAAGGAGGAGGUGAAGCUGGAGACGCACAUCCGAGUGCCGGCCUCGGCCGCCGGGCGCGUCAUCGGCAAGGGCGGCAAGACCGUGAACGAGCUGCAGAACCUGACGGCCGCCGAGGUCGUGGUGCCGCGGGAGCAAACGCCCGACGAGAACGAGCAGGUGAUCGUCAAAAUCAUCGGGCACUUCUACGCCAGCCAGAUGGCGCAGCGCAAGAUCCGCGACAUCCUGGCGCAGGUGAAGCAGCAGCAGCAGAAGGGGCAGAGCCAAUCCCGGAGGAAAUAGGGACCCCCCGGAUCCCAAAUCCCGGGAGACGGAGCGCACGGCGCGGCCAGAGCGGCGGGGAGAGCCCGGGAACAGCAACCGCCGGGAAGGGACUGGGAUCGGGAAUGCCGGGAUCGGAGACGGGAAUGGACUGGGAAUGGACUGGGAAUGGAGACUGGGAAUGGAUUGGGAUCGGGAAUGGCAG
This is a messenger RNA of Ficedula albicollis (Collared flycatcher), 1486 nucleotides long. It is a transcript of the gene IGF2BP1, whose product is annotated as insulin like growth factor 2 mRNA binding protein 1. The transcript is spliced from 12 exons. The annotation marks the transcript as partial. The record is from RefSeq and is a predicted model, not a curated record. Gene Ontology annotation, cellular component: cytoplasm; cytosol; nucleus. Gene Ontology annotation, biological process: nervous system development; regulation of gene expression. Lineage: Eukaryota; Metazoa; Chordata; Aves; Passeriformes; Muscicapidae. Gene Ontology annotation, molecular function: mRNA 3'-UTR binding.